AUGCCUGCUCCCAGUCGAUGCGCAUACAUUGCGAUAGUUGUGGCUUUGUUCCUCUGCUUGAUUGCACUCUUCCAGACAGACACAGUAUCAUCGCCUUCAUCAUUACAUCUCGAUGAUGUGACGAAUCUGGUCUCAUCGCCAUUCUCAUCUUACAAGGAUGAGGCCCAGAACAACAGCACACAACAGGCUACCUCAGCAUCAGCGACAGUUUCAGCAUCAGUGCCUGCUGCCACCUCGAAUGUACCAAUCUCGUACGACAAGACCACUCCUCCGUCAACAGGUUGCGAGGCAGUGGUCAACGCUGCUCAACAACGAUUGAUCUCUGAGUACCAACAACUUCUCAAGGGCAUUCGCUAUGUCAAUGUUUGGGGCUACCUCGAGACCGAGAACAAGGGCGAUGCCGCCAUCUGGUCCGCUCAACAGAUCCUCCUCAGCAUGAUGGGCAUCGAGACCAUGGAAGCUUGUCGCUUCAUGGACAAGGGCUGCAACAUGACCAAGUUCACCCAAGCACUUGACGACCACAAGCCCAACUCAGCUAUCAUCAUGGCUGGCGGUGGCAACUUCAACGACUACUACUGGGAGGACCAACCCUCUAGAAUCGAGAUGAUCAAGCACUUCACCCAGGUGCCUAUCCGUGCUUUCCCUCAGAGCAUCCACAUGACCCACAACGAUCGCAUCAACCGCACAAAGGAAGCUUUCCUAUCGCACCCCAACCUACAACUCGCUGCCCGUGACGCCCCUAGCUACAAGUGGCUUGCAGAUACCUUCGAGGGCGAGAAAAUUGCUUCCCCUUCGACCGACCUCGCUGUCACUGACGGCAUCGGCAAAGGAGAGGUCAAGACGGUUCUUACACCCGACAUCGCAUUCAUGUGGGGAUCCCGUCCGGACUUCCGCAUCAACACCCCCAAGGAGUACGACGUCCUCAUCCUCGCCCGUGACGAUCAUGAGAUCUCAGCCGGCGCCUCAAAGUCCAUCCCCUUCGGCAAAGGCAACCUCGACCUCGGUGGCAGCAUCGGCAACGUCAGCUACUGGAAGGUGGACUGGAAGUUCACACCCACACCCGAGAUCGACAACAAGGAGCACCGCGAGAGCGGCAAGAACCAGCGCGCUUGGGCAAAGGCAACAGAAGGCUUUAGAAUGCUUGGAGCUGCCAACUUUGUCAUCACAGACCGUCUGCAUGGACACAUCUUGAGUACUUUGAUUGGCACGCCUCAUGUGGUCAUGGACUCGAAGUUGGGCAAGAACAUCAAUUAUCAUGAUACAUGGACGAAAGACUGUGCUUGCACAAGAGUUGCUGAGGAUAUCGAUGAGGCACAAGAAUAUGCAAAGAUGUUCUUCGAAAAGGAGAAGAACGAGGGAAGUCGUGCUUCUGGUUCCCAAGUGCCACUUCCCUCCCCUUUGUCUGCCUCUCCUGAUCUACAGUAA
Molecule: messenger RNA, 1425 nt
Organism: Aureobasidium subglaciale EXF-2481
Lineage: Eukaryota; Fungi; Ascomycota; Dothideomycetes; Dothideales; Saccotheciaceae
Exons: 3
Coding region: 1-1425 (474 amino acids)
Source: RefSeq, a predicted model, not a curated record